GUUAACAUAUGUGACUAUAAGUAUAAGAGAAAGUGGGGGGGAAGGGAGAGAGCGAGGAUGGAGAUGGGGAAUAAGUUGAGAGGGUUAAGUCACUUCUUCAUAACAGUGUUUCUAUCAGGGUUUGCAGACUGGAUUGUGGCUCCAGCCAUUACCGACCUAACAAUGCAGGCGGUUUGUCCUGGUCAAGACCAAUGCCCUCUUGCUAUUUACCUCUCUGGUUUUCAACAAGCGGUGGUAGGGUUGGGGACGCUGGUGAUGUUGCCGGUGAUCGGAAACCUGUCCGAUAAGUAUGGAAGGAAAGCUCUGCUGACGGUUCCGAUGACUUUGUCUAUAAUUCCUUCAGGUAUUUUGGCAUAUAGUAUAGAGACGCCAUACUUUUAUGCCUACUAUGUGCUCAAGACCCUCUUCGGCUUGGUUUGUGAAGGAAGCGUGGUUACCUUGGCUCAUGCUUAUAUGGCAGAUAACGUACCAGAGCAACAGAGGGCAUCUGCGUUCGGAAUUCUAGCUGGUGUACUCUCGGCCUCCUUGCUCUGUGGAACCUUAGCAGCUCGAUUCCUCUCCACCACCUUUACAUUUCAGGUUGCAACAGUUGCAUCAAUCAUUGGACUCGCGUACAUGAGAAUUUCCCUUAAGGAACAAGUAUGUGAUACCGGUGACAAUAUGUUGCGGCCAAUCUUGAAAGCAGGAACAGAUGAUAUCCGAAACGACCCUGACGCUGAUCAUUCACCGAGGACAGUGCCAAGAUUCAAGAAUAUUCCAUCUAUAAGGGAUGUAAUUUGCUUGUUGAGGAUUAGGAGCUUGCAGUACUUCUUAAGAGCUCGUUUUCACUUCAACCAACCUCAGUUUGCCGAGCUAAUGCUGAUUGUUGCAGUUGCAAUGGCCAUUUCGCAGCUGCUUUUGAUGCCUGCCCUGGUAUCUGUUAUAUCAGAGGAGAAAUUGCUUUCACUCGGGCUCUUCAUGAGCUUUAUGCAUGUUUUAUCAAGCAGCAUAGCUUGGGCAGUCUGGGUUCCUUACGCCUCCAAUAUCUUAUUUGCUGUUUUCGUAGGUUUGGUAUCUCCAUGUAUACGCAGCAUUGCAUCAAAACAAGUUUCACCCAGUUCACAGGGCAUGGCUCAAGGAUGCAUGUCAGGCAUAGAGUCCUUCGCACAAAUUCUUUCACCGUUAAUUUUCAGUCCUCUUACAGCCUUGUUCCUCUCCGAAAACGCACCGUUUUAUUUCCCAGGCUUCAGUCUUACGUGCAUGUCACUCACCCUGAUGGUUGCAUUUAUUCAAAGUCUUUUUAUAAAGGUCGCUCCUCCUGUUGAAGCGUAGCCACUACAAGAUUGUCAAACCCUCCCAUGUACACACAUAGAAAAAUAAUUUUCUUUAAUUAUAUAUGUCUUUUUAACUCCUCAAAAACUUAUUUUUCUUACAUAAUUACUAAAUAACAAGAUAAAAUAAAA
This is a messenger RNA of Carica papaya (papaya), 1442 nucleotides long. The record is from RefSeq and is a predicted model, not a curated record. NCBI's taxonomy places the organism in Eukaryota, Viridiplantae, Streptophyta, Magnoliopsida, Brassicales, Caricaceae.